AUGCGGGCAGCUUGGGCUCCAGGACUGUGGCUGGUUAGCCUCUGGGUCACCUCUCCUGCCCGCUCUCUUCUAGGUGGACCAUGCCCAACCCUGCAACAGGAGGGCCUGAGGUUGGAGGCCAGCGAAGAAUCAUCGGCCAACAUGACGGGCUUCAAUCUCAUUAAGAGGUUCGCUCUCAUGAAGGCCUCCACCAUCAAGAGGAUCCGGAAUCCCAAAGGGCCCUUCAUUCUGAGGCUGGGGAAUGCCCAGCUUGCUCUCCCCACAGCCCAGGUGUUCCCUGGGGGUCUUCCUGACCAGUUUGCAAUAGUGCUGACCGUUCUGCUGAAGAAGCAGACAAGCAAGGACACCUGGUAUUUAUUGCAAGUGACUGACAAGGAUGGGUACCCACAGAUCUCCUUGGACGUGAACGGUCAUGACAAGAACCUAGAGUUCCGGGCCCGUGGCUUGGAUGGUGACUUUGUGUCUUGCAUCUUCCCUGUGGCCCAGCUCUUUGACCUGCGCUGGCACAAGUUGGUGCUAAGCGUGACUGGGCGUGUGGUCUCAGUCCAUAUGGACUGCACAUCCGUCUCUUCCCAACCUGUGGGUCCCUGGCAUGCCGUGCUUCCCGAGGGUCACGUCCUCCUGGGCAUGGAUGCUGAGCAGGGCAAGCCUGUCUUGGUAAGUGCGUUUGAUUUGCAGCAAGCUCACAUCUACUGUGACCCUGCCCUGGUGAUGGAGGAAGGGUGCUGUGAGGUAUCACCAGCUGGGUGCCCUCAAGAGGCCUCCAAAGCCCGACGGGAUACCCAAAACAAUGAGCUCAUCGAGAUCAGCCCACAGGCUCAGGGCAAGGUCUACACUCGAUGCUUCUGCCUGGAGGAGCCGCAGGACAGCAAGGUGAAUGCUCAGCUGUCUGGAAGUUCUGGAGAAAAGAGAGAGAAAGGAAGCAAGGAUUCCUCCUGGGCACAGAAGGCUAUGCCAGCUGAUGAGUGCCCACCCUGUGCCAGCCGUGCCGUGGAGAGCAAUGUCACACUGGGUCCCCCUGGCCUCAAGGGUGGAAAGGGUGAGCGGGGUCUACCCGGCCCCGAAGGACUCAAGGGAGAGAAAGGAGCUCGGGGUUCUGACUGUGUCCGUACCUCCCCGGAGGCCCCUCUCCAGUGUGCCGAAGGUCCCAAGGGCGAGAAGGGAGAUCGGGGAGACUCGGGUCCCACAGGAAUUGCUGGAUCCACUGGGCAGAAGGGUCAGAAAGGAGAGAGAGGAGAUGCAGGCUUCAAGGGUUCAAUGGGGAAGCCUGGCCGAGAUGGCCGGCCUGGGGAGAUCUGUGUCAUUGGACCCAAAGGGCAGAAGGGUGACCCCGGCUUUGUUGGACCAGAAGGACUGACUGGAGAGCCAGGGCCCCCAGGACUUCCAGGACCCCCCGGGAUUGGACUACCAGGAAAACCUGGGGAUCCUGGUGGUCCAGCUGGUCCCAAGGGAGACAAGGGAAGCUCUGGGAUUCCAGGAAAGGAAGGUCCAGGGGGAAAGCCUGGGAAACCAGGGACCCCAGGGCUGAAAGGAGAGAAGGGUGAGCCCUGUGAGGUGUGUCCCACCCUGCCGAAGGAGCUCCAGAACUUCGUGGGACUGCCAGGACAACCGGGCCCCAAGGGGGAGCCAGGAGAGCCUGGACCACCCAAGGACUAUCUGGGCAGCGCUAUGGGGCGGAAGGGCGACAGGGGAGAACCUGGCAUCAGCGGAAUGAAAGGUGAAAAGGGGGAGCCAUGUCUGUCCUGUAGCCCAGCUCAGAACAUCCUGGAGAACAAGGAAGGUUUUGGACUACCUGGAUUCCCGGGGAGAGCUGGGGAGCCAGGCCCAACUGGAAUUAAGGGAGAGAAGGGUAACUUUGGUGAGAUGGGGCCAGUUGGCCAACCGGGGAUUCCCGGAGCCGUAGGACCAGCUGGCAUUAAAGGGGAGAAGGGGGAGCCGUGCGAGCAGUGCCCUUCCCUAUCAGAGACCUAUAGCGGAGCCCUCCCUGGACCCCCGGGCGAGAGAGGGGAACCAGGACAGCCCGGCAUGGGCCAGCCUGGGAAGCCGGGUAAAGCAGGGGAACCUGGACUGAAGGGGCAGAAGGGGGAUGCGGGGAACCCAGGAGACCCCGGGAAGCCCGGCACCGAGGGGCAGCCAGGGCUGUCGGGACAACCCGGGAUCCGGGGCCGCCCGGGGCCCAAAGGAGAGAAAGGAGAUGCCUGCGAUGCCUGCCCCACGCUGCAGGGAGAGCUCCCAGAUGGGGUCGGGAUUCCUGGGAAGCCUGGUGCCAAGGGAGACCAGGGCCCCGAGGGCGUGGGCCGGCCUGGCAAACCGGGACAGCCUGGCCUUCCUGGAGUGCAAGGGCCCCCCGGGCUGAAAGGACUGCAGGGUGAUCCAGGGCCUCCGGGGAUGCCAGUCCAAGGGCCUCCGGGAGAGGCUGGCGCCCAGGGUCUGCCUGGCACAGUGGGACCUCCGGGGCCUCGGGGGCCGCCUGGCUUUGCCGGUGAGAAGGGUGCCAAGGGCUCUGCUGGAGCCAAAGGCACCGAAGGACCCCCAGGACCCCCGGGCCUCAGCGUCACUGGCCCCCCGGGCCGGGAUGGGCCUCGAGGGCAGCCGGGGCUGCCAGGAGCUGGUGGGACGCCCGGAGAAAAGGGAGCCCGGGGGGAAAAGGGUGACCCAGGGGAGUGCUCCUGCCCCCCCGGCUCUCGAGGAGAACCUAUCUUCUCUGGCAUGCCGGGUGCUCCAGGACUUUGGAUCGGCAGCUCUUGGCAGCCGGGCCCUCAGGGUCCCCCAGGAGUUCCUGGACCUCCAGGACCCCCUGGAAUGCCUGGACGGCAGGGAAUACCUGGACACAAUGGUUUGCCUGGACUGCCUGGGCCAGCUGGAGAUUUGGGACCCCUAUCGGCAGAAGCUGAAAGACAUAUCCUUAAGAACAUCUGUGGGGACUGUGCACAGGCACAGACAGGCCUUCCAAGCUCUAGCCUGAUGAAAGGAGAGAAGGGCGACCAGGGCACUCCUGGGGUUCCAGGCAUUGACAACUGCGCCCGGUGCUUCCUAGAAAGGGACCGCCCCCGAGCAGAGGAGGCCAGAGGAAAUGGUGAAGGGGAUCCAGGAUGUGCUGGGAGCCCAGGCCAGCCUGGCCCUCCGGGACUGCCAGGACAAAGAGGAGAAGAGGGUCCACCUGGAAUGAGAGGCUCCCCAGGGCUCCCCGGGCCCAUUGGCCCCCCAGGUUUUCCUGGCGCUGUUGGUUCCCCCGGAUUACCUGGUCUGCAGGGAGAACGUGGUCUCACGGGGCUGACAGGAGACAAGGGGGAGCCGGGCCCACCGGGACAGCCGGGCUACCCAGGUGCCAUGGGACCUCCGGGACUGCCUGGCAUCAAGGGAGAGCGUGGCUACACGGGUCCUGCCGGGGAGAAGGGAGAGUCGGGUCCACCAGGAGCUGAAGGUCUCCCAGGCCCCAUAGGCCCUGCGGGUCCCCGAGGAGAAAGAGGAGCCCAAGGUGGUGCUGGUGAGAAGGGAGACCAGGGAUUUCAGGGGCAGCCGGGCUUCCCAGGCCCACCGGGGCCCCCAGGAUUCCCAGGCAAAGCAGGACCAGCUGGCCCACCUGGCCCCCAAGCUGAGAAGGGAAGUGAAGGAAUUCGAGGACCCUCAGGCAUGCCAGGACCUCCAGGACCUCCCGGACCCCCUGGCAUACAGGGUCCUGCUGGCCUAGAGGGGCUAGACGGAAAGGAUGGGAAACCUGGUUUGAGGGGGGACCCUGGUCCUCCUGGACCCCCAGGACUCAUGGGGCUUCCGGGAUUCAAGGGAAAAACAGGACAUCCAGGCCUCCCUGGGCCCAAGGGUGACUGUGGUAAACCAGGUCCUCCUGGCAGCAAUGGACGACCGGGAUCUGAGGGUGAUCCUGGCCCCAUGGGGCCACAGGGAAGACCCGGACCCCCCGGUCAUGCGGGUCCCCCUGGUUCUCCUGGUCAGCCUGGGCCUUCUGGGAUCAGUGGAAUUGGACUCAAAGGAGAUCGGGGAGCCCCAGGAGACAGAGGUCUUGUAGGUCUUCCAGGUGAACCUGGCUCCCCUGGGCACCCUGGACCCCCAGGUGAGCCUGGAUCGGAUGGAGCGACGGGCAAAGAGGGACCCCCUGGGAAACCAGGACCUUAUGGCCCUGUUGGCCCAAAGGGUGACCCUGGGUCAGCAGGACAGAAAGGCCAGCCUGGAGAGAAGGGGAGAGCUGGCAUGCCAGGAGGACCUGGCAAGAGUGGCUCCAUGGGCCCUGUCGGGCCACCAGGGCCUUCUGGUGAGAGGGGUCACCCGGGUUCUCCGGGGCCCGCUGGAAGCCCAGGGCUGCCUGGACUGCCUGGAACAAUGGCCGAUGUGGUGAAUUAUGAUGAAAUCAAGAGAUUCAUCAGACAGGAGAUCAUCAAAAUGUUUGAUGAGCGUAUGGCUUACUACACGUCCAGGAUGCAGUUCCCCGUGGAGAUGGCUGCGGCUCCUGGCCGGCCAGGGCCCCCAGGAAAGGACGGGCCUCCAGGCCGACCAGGCUCUCCAGGCUCUCCUGGGCUUCCAGGACAGAUCGGCAGAGAAGGCCGGCAGGGCUUGCCGGGAAUGAGAGGGAUGCCCGGGACCAAAGGCGAAAAAGGAGACACUGGCAUUGGCGUUGCUGGAGAAAGCGGUCUCCCUGGCCCUCCAGGACCCCAAGGACCCCCUGGGUAUGGAAAGCUGGGCCCAACUGGGCCCAUGGGUCAACAGGGCAUUCCUGGCAUACCUGGUCCCCCGGGCCCUACGGGCCAGCCGGGGAAGGCGGGCCACUGUAAUCCUUCAGACUGCUUUGGUGCUAUGCCCAUGGAGCAGCAGUAUCCACCAGUGAAAAGCAUGAAGGGGCCAUUUGGUUGAGAUGAUGUGAUGGCCAUCGGCAUCGAGGACUCUGUUGGGACAGCCAAAGCUCUGUGGUCCUUUUGACUGGUUGUGAAUGAUUUUUAAGAUUGCUGUUGAUAUUUUUUAAAGAAAACACUUCCCCCAACACACACACACACACACACACACAUCUCCAAUCCAAAUUGGAGAGCUCACCUCUCCAAUCCCAUGUCUGUCAUUGUUCUCUGUCAGACUGUUCCACAUUCAGGAAAGGAAAUCUCCCUUGUCAUAUGUGCUCAAGCCAGAAAUAGUCUGUAAUGGUGUUUCUCUGCAUGGUCUGUGACUUCACAUUUCCCUUUUUUUUUUUCAGCAGCUUCUCCUUUAGUUUUUCCUUAUGUCUUAUUCCAUCAAGGCGCCUCUGAGCCUCUUGCCCUCUCCUUCUUGGGAUAUUUCUCAGGAGGCUUGGAAAGGCACCGAGGCUCAGCCUUCUGCGUGGCAAGGGAACGUGAGGAAGGUUCAGAAAUGCCACCUCUGAAAACCAUCUUGCCCUGUUGUUCGUCUCCAUGAGUGGCCUGUGACCAAAGUCCUGCCUGGUGUUGCUUUCCCUGUACCUUGGAGAAUGCCAGAGUUUAGUCAGCUGCCUGGCAGUGCCUUCAGGCAUGUUAUCUCUUCUCAUCGGUUCAGUAACUCUCUGAUGAUUGAGGGCCUAUGCAAAAGGGAGAAAGAUAAGCUUAUGUCUCUGGCAGAGACAACUAGGGAAUGCUUGCGGGGGAAAUGAGGUGGAACUUCCUGCCUGCGAUAAUCUCUAGCCCUGUCUUAAAAAAAAAUGCUUCCGACACCCCAUUUUCUGAAAUGCAAAAUUGCAUCAGCUGGGAUUCUAACUCGCUGCCUAUUUCUUUUAUAAGGUAACCCGAGUCUGGUUUGGAAAUCAGCUUGCACCGGGCAUCCCGGGGUCUCUGUCAACAUGGGAGCUAUCCAUUUCAUUUCUAAAUCUGAUGGGGUUUGGUGUUACAUGUCUUGCCUGCCUUUGUAAUAAUGACCAGGUCAAAAAAAAGGCAUUAUAUUCUAUUCCUGCCCCAGCUUCAUCCUUAUUCAUUUUCCAAAUGCUUGAGCCCUCUGACCCAGUGGGCCAGUUGCCCUGAGCAAAAAUAACUAGCAUCAAGAAGGGUUUCCAAAGAAAGUCGCUGACCCUGACUUUCUGGAAGGUUUAUGUAGUGAUGGAUAAACUUCAAAGGGACCCCAGAGGCAGUAAGUUCAGAUACUUAUCUCAAUCCCUUGGAGCUUUCAAAGAGGCUGGCAAGUUGUUCCCAUGAGAUUUCUGCAAUGCCCCUUUUCUAUAUGGGCCUGAAAUACUGUGAGAACUGACCAGCUGGUGGCCACAAGCAGAGGUGUAUUAAGAUCCAUCAGGUCCCUCCAAAUUCCAUAGUGUUUCUAUUGGAACUCCGAGUACAGAUGCAGCUGGCUCUUACUUCGUCCCCGUCAGGGAUGCUUCAUUUACAUGAAUUCCAGUGUGAGCUAUUAAAAAACAAACACAAUCUUUGCAUGGAAGCGUUGGCCAUGUUCUUGGAUACAGGACGUGAGGAGACAGAUGUUGGCGUUCCCAUUGGAAGACUAACUUCCAUUUGCCCAAGUGGGCUUGGGGUAUGGUAGCCAAAGAAAUAGAACUAAGAGGGCACCCACUGUUGUGUUGAGUAGGUUGUCCUAGAAGACUGGGCUAGAGAAACUCCACCAGGAAGCCCACAAUCCAUCCCCUUUCAGCUUAAUAGAGAAUCCCUUCCAUAACAGCAUGGCUCCUCACUUUCUUUAAUGAGUCGUCACUGCUAGUCUAUGGUAAUUAUUCUAGAGAGUCUAGAUUUGAGUUUUUUGUGUGACGGUCUCUCUCACUGGUGUUUGAAGUUGCUGCAUCACCUUGGACCACACAGGCUUGUGGGGAAGAUCUGAGUUUGCCUUCACUUACUAAUGUGGUCGGAGGAAAAUUGGUUGAACCACUCUCAAACUUGCUCAUCAGCUAUUCUGGUCUGGGGUAACCCCAAGAAGGGAGCUGGUCUCUGAAAGCUUUCCUUCCCCACACUGGGGUAUUCUCUUCAGUUUUGUGGUGGUUUUCUUCAUCCCAUCCAAACAUCGAGGAGACUAUGCUUGUUUGUCCCUGUUGCAUGAGUUUUCCUUAAGUUGGGAAAUUUGAACAUUCACAGACUGCCUUAUAAAAUGGAGAAAAGGCUGCCAGCUGCAUAUAGAGAAAGGAACUAAAUUUGGGGUCCUGUCCAGUUCAAAUCCUUGAGUAACAAUUUCCCCUAUCAUUGAAAACUAGCCAGAUGCCUUUAAACCUUGACUUUCACUUAUUGUCUGUUGACUCUUGCAUGUCUGUGAGAUUCCUUGUUUUAGUUGUUUGUUAAUGGUUUCUGGAGAGGAAAAAAGUUUAUAAAUUGACUUUCCAUACCCUCCCAUAAUGGAAGGGAAAUAUUGCAAAA
Monodelphis domestica (gray short-tailed opossum) is the source of this 7292-nucleotide messenger RNA. The record is from RefSeq and is a predicted model, not a curated record. NCBI's taxonomy places the organism in Eukaryota, Metazoa, Chordata, Mammalia, Didelphimorphia, Didelphidae.